This is a messenger RNA of Trypanosoma rangeli, 360 nucleotides long. RefSeq names its product group II trans-sialidase superfamily. The transcript has a single exon. Bases 1 to 360 code for a protein of 119 amino acids. The record is from RefSeq and is a predicted model, not a curated record. NCBI's taxonomy places the organism in Eukaryota, Euglenozoa, Kinetoplastea, Trypanosomatida, Trypanosomatidae.
AUGGUCAAAUGGGGCAAACCCACCUCGCUUCCACCACAGAUCGCCAAGGAUACCAAAAAAGAAGACAUUACAAGCCUCUUGAGUGGCGGUGGUUCAAACAUUCUGAUGGAAGAUGGCACACUUGUGUUUCCACUGCAGACGAAGAAGGGAGAAAACAAAGUGGCCCCCAUGAUCAUGUAUUCGAAUGACGGAAAAACAUUGAGAGCUUUGAGAGCACCCAAGGUUGUGGAGUCGAGGGGCAUGAGCAGAACGUGGAAACGGGCUGUCGGGGCAAUAUCGCGCGUGCAGGAAAAUUUUCAGUCAAAUUCUUCUUACAGACGUUGUGUUGAAACAUCCAUCCUUCACCACUGCGACCAUUGA